AUGAGCUUUCUGGGUGGAGGUCUUCAGUUGUCGGGACAAGCUUUCUAUGUGGGAGAUGAUGGAACACAUCAGCUAAUUCCUCAGGGGCGAGGUCCUCUGUUUGGAGGCCUCCAUACUCUCUUUGACUAUACCAGGCCUUGGUGUGAGCUGUGCAAGGUCCUUUUCAACGUGGGAGAUUCAAUGGUCGAAUUGAAACCAGAUGGCUCUGUGUCCACCCUGUGUCCGUUGGAUAAUGUGCCAUUAAAGUUUGACGACUUUAAUAAAAACCGAAAAGGUUGGGUCCCAAGUGUGCAAGACACACUGCCUUCUCCUUGGGCUCACGCCUGCCACCCUGAGUGUGUCGGAGAGAGAUUCGAGGCAGAUGUGCUUUGGUCAGCUCUGGACAAGGUUGCCUUUCGUUAUGCGCCAACCAUGGCAGAGUUCGGGCGCCGUCUGAAUUGGCUGCAUAGGGAGUUGACCAAUGACCUGAAACGUAGCAAUAAUACGCUCUCAUACGAGGUGUGGCAUCAUACUGCUGGAUAUUGCCUCCCUGCGCUCAUCUCAGCCCACUCUAUGUCGACAGCGCGGUAUAACGACCCCAAGGAAACCUCCUUUCGAGUGGAUGGUGACAUUUGGGCUCGUCUUGUCAAGUUCGAGGGCAAGGAGUACAUCGCGUGCCUGAUGAACACUGCCCCUCCUCCCCCUGAAGACCAAGCCAGCAGGGUUGUCAAGCUGCGGAAACCGGAGGGAACAAUCAAGGCCCUCUACGUCGCCUUCGACUAUUUGGGCAUCCGACAACUCGCUUUCGGCGUGGAUCAAGAGCCGCCUAGCAUCUCUCCACAGGAAGGCCUUUGGUGGGUUACCAUGGUGGUUGAUGGCGACACUUUUACUUGCCAGAGCGAUGGCAUGAAACUGCGUCAAAUGAAGCCGGCUGCGUGUGAAGAGUUCCCCACGUGGGAGCAAUGCUGGGCUACGCCCCAGCCACAGGACAAUCUUCCAUGCUUGUAUCCUAUUAAGACGGGGGACCCUUCGAUGCUCCGCAUCAAGUUCGCCGAAUGCAAUUUGCCAUCCAUCACUGGCUAUUCUGUGCGGUGGACUUCUAACCUGUCCUCGUUCCAUGCCCACGUCAAGGGAGAAGAGGACUUUGCCUUCUAUGAUGAAUUGAAGAGGACGACUCAACGUGCCGUCUGGGUUUACAUGCCCAUGGAUCAAGGCGAGUUGAUCGAGCAGUUCUGGUUGCGGACUGACCCAGGGGAUGGCCACCGCUCCACUGCCCUUAUUAUGAAGACAGACCGGGGUCGCGUAUGGGAAGCCGGACCAAGGCCCAAGCCCUUUAUGGACCGCCCCAAUACCUGGGAUUCUAUGAGCGAAUCCACGGAGAGGCAGCGGUUCUUCUUCAAUCAGUCCUAUCUGGGUAUCUCGACGCUUGGUUUCCAGAGUCCUUCGCCAGAUUUGUCCUCUGUGCCUGCCGUACCUCCGCCCAAAUCGGCACCUGACAGACAGCUGGAUUCUGAGCAGUGCUUUUAUUCAUCUGCACCUCUGGAUGGCGUGACCUCGAUAGAAGUUUGUAAGAAGAAGAAGGCGAGGAACGAAGGGAGUGCACCGAACAUCACCGGCCUGCUCUUCUCCUAUCAAGAUGGCCGCCAAAGAAGUGUCGGGCAUGUCCGGCUUGACUGGCUACAAGGGCCAACUGAAAUCGGUGCCUCAAGAGGCAUAGCAUUCAAGCUUUCCAGGGAUAGGCGCGAGGUUGUCGACCUAAAACUCGCUGAUCAUGCAGCCGACGAGGGCGGGGAGUUUAUCCCUUGG
Messenger RNA from Clonostachys byssicola, 1785 nucleotides. Lineage: Eukaryota; Fungi; Ascomycota; Sordariomycetes; Hypocreales; Bionectriaceae. The record is from the annotation of a GenBank genome assembly.